Molecule: messenger RNA, 1252 nt
Organism: Biomphalaria glabrata
Lineage: Eukaryota; Metazoa; Mollusca; Gastropoda; Planorbidae
Exons: 9
Coding region: 286-1197 (303 amino acids)
Source: RefSeq, a predicted model, not a curated record
UUGUUUUGCAAAUACUAGAUCUCAAUUUUACUUUUGAUUUAAGUCGGCUGGUGGGUUUAAGGUAGGUGACCUGCGCAGUGACAACGUUUCGAAUCAACGAGCUCUCUACUUGUGAGCAGUAGAUUUCGUCGUGUCAUGACGAACUAGGUGACGAAACAAGGCGAGCACAGAACGUGAGAGUCGAAUACAUAGGUGUGGCUGAGCCAACUCUUCCUUGGAGUGGGUGUCAGUGAUCAGCGUAGAGUUAGCAUUCUCACUUCCGUGUCAUCUGGACAAACACUCGACAUGUCCUGUGUCCAGAAAUGUGACUUUCUUAUAACACUACUUGUUGCACACCUACUGACCAGUACAACAGCGAGCCAGAUGGUGCCGGCUUUAGUUAUCAUUGACGUCCAGAAAUGCUUUCUGAAGGGAGGUAAUCUAGCAGUUACAGAUGGCGAUGCAGUCAUUAAUGUUAUCAAUAGGAUUCGAACCACCUGGAGGGAAGUGUUUAAACUGGUAGUCCUGACCAAGGACUGGCACUGUCAGCACCACGUCUCCUUCGCCUCGUCACACGAAGACUACAGUCCCUUCAGUGACAUCACACUGAGGUACAACUCACAAGGUCAACUCUGUGAUGAUGAAGGAACCAAUGUGCCGAGCACAGUGACUUGCUCCUUGGAUGAGACCACCAAAGCUGUGGAGCAGAAACUCUGGCCAGAUCACUGCAUCGCCAACGUCACCACCGGAGGAGCGUCCUCGGAAAUCGCUGAAGGUCUCGUAACUACCCGCACUGACAUCUUUGUGCUCAAGGGGGAUAAUUGUCAGCGAGACUCUUACUCCGCUGUUUGGGACAAUGGUAACUUCACCGUCACAAAACUGCCCGAGAUCCUGAAGUCCAAUCACGUGACCACUGUGUAUUUGGUGGGACUGGCCCUUGACUACUGCGUCUUUGAAACUGCGAUGGAUAUCAAGCAACUGGGCUAUGAGACGUACGUGGUGAGGGACGCCACCCGAGCCGUGGCCGAGGAUACUGGCAUGAGUGCAGUCAGCACAAUGAGGAGUGCAGGUGUGAAGGUCAUAAUGACCGCUGACCUUAAUGGCCUGUUGAGCUCGCGAACGGAGACCUCGUUUUCGAGAAACUCACAAGCCACGCCCAGCCCGGUGAUCCUGCUUCUUUCUGUAUCAUUGAUCAUGGCCGCUACUCUGAAGCUAUGAGAAGUCGCUUCUAUAGCAUGCACAAAUCCAUUCACGGAAUUCAAACUCAUUAUGU